AUGGCCGCUGUGGCACUAGCAAUAGCAGCCUUAGUAACCUGCGGGGGGAGCCUUCACGGCUCAGGCUUCUUCUCCAGCCCUUACUAUCCCAGGAAUUACCAUAACAACGCGGAUUGCGUGUGGCAGCUCUCAGCUCCGGCAGGCCAGACUGUCUUCCUCUCCUUCCAGGACUUAGACCUGGAGCGCUGCUGCAGCUGUGAUUAUGUGAAUGUGUAUGAUGGUCCUUUUAAUUCCUCACGCUUAAUAGGACAGCUUUGUCACUAUAACACGGGUCACAUGGAGUUCAAUUCGUCCUCGUCCUACAUGACCGUGCUGUUCAAAAGCAACUACAAUGGAGUUGGGCGUGGCUUUAAAGCCUACUUCAGCUCCAUACUUGACCAAAACACAGGCCAUGUGGGUUGCUUCUCUGACAGAAUGAACAUUGCCAUCCGUAAUUCGUAUUUGGACUCGCUGGGCCUCAGUUGGGAAGACAUUUACCUGGAUGAUCGCAGCUGCAGAGCUUCACGUGACAAUAACUAUGGAACCUUCAACUUCCCACUCAAUAGCUGUAACACCAAAAGGACGACCCAAGACGGACAUAUUAUUUACACCAAUAAAGUGCAAGCAGCUCAGUUAACAGUAGGCGAGAUCACAUGGCGUGACAAACCUUUUGUGUUGUCUGUGAGCUGUGUGAUGGAGCGUGAUUCUUCUGUUGGGAUACUUUAUGAAGCCAACGAGAUUAAAAAUGCAACCAUCCGUGGAACGGGCCGGUACAACAUCACCAUGGCCUUUUACCAAUCCAGCAGCUUUUACAACCCCGUCACCAAAUACCCCUACGAAGUGACCCUCAGUCAACAACUGUACACCCAGGUGCAGCUAACCCGACCUGACUCAAACCUCCACCUGUUCAUCGACUCCUGUGUGGCCUCACCUAACCACUAUCUCAGCUACCAUAACUACUAUCUUAUAAACAAUGGGUGUCGGAGAGACAGCAAGCUAAUCAUAUACAGAAAUGGAGGUAGUUACUUUGCUCGGUUCAGCUUCCGCGCAUUCAAGUUCCUGCACAUGCACAACCAGGUGUUCCUCAGGUGUCACGUCUUUAUCUGUGCUGACAAUGACUACAACUCACGAUGUCGCCAAGGAUGCCGUAAUCGCAGGAAACGAAGCUUGAGCUCUGAUGACCACAGCGAGGUUAUUACCCUUGGGCCCAUCACACUCAAAGGUUCAGAAGAAGCUGUGGUCCACAGGAAGAUGGAGAAUGGGGAGGGAACUUUGAAAUAGUGAACAGUGACUGAUUGUUUAAUCACAUAAGUAUAGUUAUCUUAUAAUUUUUUUUCUUUUUUUUUUUAAUCUGCGCAGUCUGGAGUUUGUUGUAAUCGCAUUUCACUAAU
Messenger RNA from Clarias gariepinus (North African catfish), 1370 nucleotides. RefSeq names its product CUB and zona pellucida-like domain-containing protein 1. The record is from RefSeq and is a predicted model, not a curated record. Gene Ontology annotation, cellular component: cell surface. Lineage: Eukaryota; Metazoa; Chordata; Actinopteri; Siluriformes; Clariidae. The transcript has 7 exons. Bases 1 to 1260 code for a protein of 419 amino acids.